AUGUCUUCCACCAGCAAAGCUGCGAUCUCGCUCUACCGCCGGUCCCUGAAGCUGUCUCUGGACUGGGCCGUCCACCGUCACCUGUGGCGGGGCCAGGCUCUUUACAUCCGUUCGUUGUUUGAGGCCAACAAGAACUUGACCGAGCCGAAGCAAAUACGAGCACUGCUCAGGGAGACGGAAAAGCUCCUUGAGACGUGGAAGCACCCCGACCCCUACUGCCACCCUACGGCUCCAGGAGGCUCCAAAUAUGAGAGGAACCUCGCUCCCCCAAGAAUUGACCCCCCCCCGCCAUUGAAGUUUUAA
Molecule: messenger RNA, 303 nt
Organism: Pyricularia grisea
Lineage: Eukaryota; Fungi; Ascomycota; Sordariomycetes; Magnaporthales; Pyriculariaceae
Exons: 5
Coding region: 1-303 (100 amino acids)
Biological process (GO): mitochondrial electron transport, NADH to ubiquinone
Source: RefSeq, a predicted model, not a curated record